AUGACCUUCAACGUCCUCACGACCAACGCGGUCGACCUGCAGCAGCUACUCGAAAAGAACAUGACCACGAGCGCUCAAAUCGUGGAAGAGUAUUUAGCACAAAUCGAUCGCUACGAGCCUGCACUCAAUGCGCUGAUCUCGCCUGCCCCGCGAGACAAGGUCCUCGAAAUUGCCAAGGCUCGGGAUGAAGAGCGCCGGAAAGGACAAAUACGGGGCCCAUUCCAUGGAAUUCCCAUAAUAUUGAAAGACAGCUUUGUCACAGCGUCGGAGCUGGGCAUGAGCACCACAGCUGGGUCAUAUGCGUUCAUCGGAGCCAAGGCGUCAAAGAACGGAGCUAUAACUCAGCGGCUGAUUGACGCUGGCUUGGUUAUCUUGGGAAAGGCGAAUAUGACUGAAUUCGCUGGCAUGAAAAUGACCAUGAUGAUGCCCGGUUGGUCUGCUCACGGCGGUCAGACUCUAUCGCCGUAUGUUGGGAAGAUAGAGGACAAUGAGAAGAUACUUGGCCACUCAGCUCCGGGGGGCUCAUCUACUGGUUCUGCGGUCGCUGUAGCGGCUGGGUUUAGCCCUCUUGCCAUGGCCACUGAGACAAUAGGUUCCAUUGUGACUCCGUCAACACGCGCCGGUCUGUAUGCACUCAAGCCUACCACCGGGCUCCAGGAUACUACUGGGCUGUACACCAUGACGGAGUUCUUCGACAGUCCGGGCCCUAUGGCCAAAUCAGCUGCUGACGUUCGCGUUCUUUCUGAAAUACUACUCGAUUGCUUGUUUAACUCCCCCCAAUUGGGUUCCUGGGAAGGUCUUUCGGUGGGCUUCCUGGAUCCAAAUAUUUGGAGCAUGUCACUAGACUUUUGUACACAAUUUGAAGGUACAGCAGAGCAAAUGGUAGACGAGUACGAAGAGACGGUUUCCGCUCUACGAAGCGGAGGCUGUUCUAUUAAAUACCCAAUCCAUUGCAAGGAUCCCUCAGUAUUACCGGCUACUAUAUUGCCAAUCGCAUAUUGGGAUUUUAAGAAUGUCUGCAUCCCUAGGUUUAUUCGCUCAUUUCGCGAGUGCUCUGUAACAAGUGUUGCAGAUAUAGUCAAAUUCAAUAAGAAAAACAGCGAAAAGGCCCUUCCAGCUCCAUUCGUCGAACAAAAUGAUUUAGAAGGGGCAAUGAACAACAUUGAAGAAAAACAACAAAUAGAUGAACUAAAACGAGACCUUCGUAAGGCGGGGAGAGAUAUUUUGGAUGACCUUUUUGACAAGGAAAAAAUCAAUAUCGUGGCAGGUCCGGGAGACUCCUCGUUAUGUGUUCAUGCUUCUGCUGCAGGGUAUCCUGUCGCCACAGUCCCGAUAGGACAACUUCGCUAUAAUGACCGGCCGCUCGGUCUAUGUUUGGUGGCCAGGGCAAACGAGGAAGAGACUUUAUUGCGGUUCAUGGGAGUGUACGAAAAGCUUGCUAAGCCUCGUCCGGUUCCGAAAUUUUGA
Penicillium atrosanguineum is the source of this 1467-nucleotide messenger RNA. RefSeq lists its product as uncharacterized. Lineage: Eukaryota; Fungi; Ascomycota; Eurotiomycetes; Eurotiales; Aspergillaceae. The transcript has 7 exons. Bases 1 to 1467 code for a protein of 488 amino acids. The record is from RefSeq and is a predicted model, not a curated record.